Messenger RNA from Camellia sinensis, 2676 nucleotides. Its product is annotated as LRR receptor kinase BAK1. Gene Ontology annotation, molecular function: ATP binding; protein kinase activity; protein binding. The record is from RefSeq and is a predicted model, not a curated record. Lineage: Eukaryota; Viridiplantae; Streptophyta; Magnoliopsida; Ericales; Theaceae. Gene Ontology annotation, biological process: protein phosphorylation.
AGGAAGGCGAUCGGAUCCUUGUCCCCACCGUGAUGCCCUUUGACCAAAACGGUGCAAGUGCGAGACCCUGUUGCUGUUUAUUGUUUGAGUUGAGUGUGUUUUUGACUGAUCCCGGGCAACGGUCAGCCCCCACUGGGCAGCUGAAGUUCUGCACGCACUCCGCAGACAGGCGAGAGGGAGAGAGGGUUAUGCAUAAACCAACCAAUCCAUGUAUCCUAUAGAGAGAGAAAGCAAAGCAUAAAAAAGUUGCAUAGCAGAUACGACAACAACAACAACAACAACUGAUUAGGGAAAAUCUCAGCAGAAAAGUUCACAAAAAGGCUAACGACUCUACUUCCAAUCUUCUUCUGCUCGUGAUAUCACGAGAUCGCAAGCAAUCCUCGCUGAAAAUGGUGGAGAUUUUGGCCACAUUAGGUAGCAAUCUAGGGUUUUUGGCAGGUUGAGGGUUUGUUUUGAGGUGAUUGAUGCAAUAGAUGAGAGGUAGAGAGGAAAAAAGCAGUGAUGAAGCGAGAGAUCGCUGUUUGUUCUCUCCUGUGGCUGGUCAUGGUGUUCCAUCCUUUGACGAUGAUCUCUGCUAAUAUGGAAGGUGAUGCUUUGCAUAAUCUACGAAGUAAUUUAGAAGAUCCUAACAAUGUUCUGCAGAGUUGGGACCCUACGCUUGUGAACCCUUGCACAUGGUUUCAUGUUACAUGUAACAAUGAAAAUAGUGUGAUAAGAGUUGAUCUUGGAAAUGCAGCAUUAUCUGGUCAAUUGGUCCCUCAGCUUGGCCAGCUUAAAAAUUUACAGUACCUGGAGCUUUAUAGUAACAACAUGAGUGGACCAAUUCCUAGUGAUCUUGGGAAUUUGACAAACUUGGUUAGCUUGGAUCUGUACUUGAAUGGUUUCACUGGUCCCAUACCUGACACAUUGGGCAAGCUGACGAAGUUGCGAUUCUUCCGGCUUAACAACAACAGCCUCUCUGGUUCCAUUCCUAUCUCCUUGAUUAAUAUCACAGCACUACAAGUCCUUGAUUUAUCAAACAAUCGCUUAUCUGGACCUGUUCCAGACAAUGGCUCGUUUUCACUAUUCACUCCCAUCAGUUUUGCUAAUAACUUAAAUUUAUGUGGACCGGUUACUGGGAAACCCUGCCCUGGAUCUCCACCAUUUGCCCCUCCACCUCCAUUUGUUCCGCCAUCAACAAUCUCUUCUCCAAGUGGAAAUAGUGCUACUGGAGCAAUUGCUGGAGGUGUUGCUGCUGGUGCUGCCUUACUUUUUGCUGCACCAGCAAUUGGGUUUGCAUGGUGGCGCCGAAGGAAACCACAUGAACAUUUCUUUGAUGUACCUGCCGAAGAGGAUCCAGAAGUCCACUUGGGACAGCUCAAAAGGUUUUCGUUACGAGAAUUGCAAGUUGCAACAGAUACUUUUAGCAACAAAAAUAUUCUUGGAAGGGGGGGAUUUGGUAAGGUGUACAAGGGCCGCCUUGCUGAUGGUUCAUUAGUGGCAGUAAAAAGACUUAAAGAAGAACGCACACCAGGAGGGGAGUUGCAGUUUCAAACAGAAGUGGAAAUGAUUAGCAUGGCUGUGCAUCGGAAUCUUUUGCGACUACGUGGUUUUUGCAUGACACCAACAGAGCGACUACUUGUUUAUCCAUACAUGGCUAAUGGAAGUGUUGCAUCAUGUUUAAGAGAACGUCCACCAUCAGAACAGCCACUUGAUUGGCCAACGAGGAAGAGAAUCGCACUAGGAUCUGCUAGAGGGCUUUCUUAUUUACAUGACCACUGUGACCCAAAGAUCAUUCAUCGUGAUGUUAAAGCUGCUAAUAUUUUGCUGGAUGAGGAGUUUGAGGCUGUUGUUGGUGACUUUGGAUUAGCUAAACUUAUGGAUUAUAAGGAUACCCAUGUCACGACUGCAGUACGUGGCACCAUUGGGCAUAUAGCUCCAGAAUAUCUCUCUACGGGGAAGUCAUCAGAGAAGACUGAUGUCUUUGGUUAUGGGAUUAUGCUUUUAGAGCUAAUCACGGGGCAGAGGGCAUUUGAUCUUGCUCGGCUUGCAAAUGAUGACGAUGUUAUGCUGUUAGAUUGGGUCAAAGGCCUCUUAAAAGAGAAGAAGUUGGAGUUGCUGGUUGAUCCAGAUUUGCAGAACAAUUACGUUGAUGCAGAAGUUGAGCAACUGAUCCAAGUAGCAUUGCUCUGCACACAAGGGUCUCCAAUGGACCGGCCUAAGAUGUCCGAGGUUGUGAGAAUGCUUGAAGGUGACGGCUUGGCAGAAAGAUGGGAGGAGUGGCAGAAGGUGGAGGUAGAUCGCCACGAGAUUGAAAUGGGCCCACCUCGAAAUUCUGAAUGGAUUCUUGACUCCACCGAAAAUCUCCAUGCUUUUGAAUUGUCCGGGCCAAGAUGACCUAAAGGAGAUAAGUAAACCAUGAAAUUAUUUUACUUUUUUUCCUCCCCUCUUGUUUUGCAUUUCUUUUUUCUCCUGUAAGCUCGUUGUGUAUUCAAUAGCAUUCAUCAGAAUUUGUGCAUAUGAAUCUUUCUGGGGCCAAUUGGACACAUUUCGUAACGAUUAUAUAAUGUUCAAGCUCAAAGUUCGUGCAUUCAGCUGUUUUCAACCUUUCCAGGUGUUGCAUGAAUCAAGAGACUCAGAACUUAUCAAUCUCAUGUUUAUGCACCCUUAUGGUAUAAUAGGCUCAGAAGUUUGACA